Messenger RNA from Chironomus riparius, 954 nucleotides. NCBI's taxonomy places the organism in Eukaryota, Metazoa, Arthropoda, Insecta, Diptera, Chironomidae. The record is from the annotation of a GenBank genome assembly.
CUUUAGUUCGUCAACAACUUAAGAAAGCUGAAGAUGAAUCCAGAAUUUGUUUUUAUUAUUUUGCUGGCAUUUACCUCACAAGUUAUUGCAAAGAAUGUAGAUCAAGUGCACAAAUGCAAGCCUGAUAUUUGUGGACCGAAUGCAAAGUGCAUAGAUAAUGAAGAUGAUAAAGUAUAUAACAAGUUAAAGCAACCAUAUUGUCUUUGUGAGCCCAAGACUAUUGGAAAACCACCAAAUUGUAUGAUAGGAUGCCUCAAAAAUAGUGACUGCAAUGGAGAUGAAUUUUGUGAUGUGGAUAAUAAAAUGUGCAAGAAAGUCUGUGAACAUUCCUGUAAUUCAACCGAGACUUGUCAUGAUUCUAAGAAAUUGUGCAUUGGAAAGUGUCGCGAUCAUGACGAUUGUAAAUUAAACGAAAUUUGUGACAUCGGUCAUAGCUGUGUAGCUGGUUGUAGAAGUGAUAAUUCCUGCAAAGAUAACGAAUAUUGUAAUGAUGACUUGAAAUGCAUUAAUGUUUGUGCUAAAGCAAAUUGUGGUGAAAACUCUGUUUGCAAUGGCUACAACCACAUUCAACAUUGUGCAUGUGAAGAAGGCUAUAUUCCCGAAAAAGGAGUUGGAUGUAAACAAAAGGAACCUAGUCAUUCUUUUGUUGAAUUGGAUGAAUUAGAAUGUCAUAAUUUUUGCGGAGAUUAUGCUUCAUGCAUUGUUGAAGAUGAUAUAAUUCAUUGCUAUUGUCCAAAGGACUUAAGAAGCAAUCCUAUUGUAGCAUGUCCUCCUCCACUUUUGUUUGGCACAUCUAAACCAGAAUAUUGUGAAUGCUGCGAGCAAGCAAUUGAUCCUGAUUGUGCGGUUCCAAUAUCAUGUGCAUUGGAUGCAGACUGUGUUGUUGAAGAAUCAUUGCUACCAUAAAAUGAAGAAUAUUUUUAUUUCAUUGUAAUUCAACUAAUGUUUUAAUAA